This is a messenger RNA of Triticum aestivum (bread wheat), 2973 nucleotides long. RefSeq names its product putative F-box protein At3g10240. The record is from RefSeq and is a predicted model, not a curated record. Gene Ontology annotation, molecular function: protein binding. The transcript has 4 exons. NCBI's taxonomy places the organism in Eukaryota, Viridiplantae, Streptophyta, Magnoliopsida, Poales, Poaceae. The coding region runs from base 1414 to 2658 and encodes 414 amino acids.
CUAAUGCUCACAUUAGUCCUGGUUCGUAAUGCAACCGGGACUAAUGUGUAUAUUGAGCUGUGACCAAAGCCCUAUUUUCUACUAGUGUCUCUCUCUCUCUCUCUCUCUCUCUUUUGCAAUACUACACUAGGGUAGCAUACUUGAGUUCAGAUAUGCUACAUGGCAGAAACGGUUGUUUUUCAAUUUUCUGUAGUAUUUAUCGUGAUGAAACAUGCCAUGUUUGUUCUCUUAUAUUUGGCUCAAAAUCAACUGUGGACAGCCUAAGCUCAUAAUUAUCACGUACCAUGCUAGGAAGGAUCCAAUCCAGUUGGCAUAUAAAACUCCAGUAAAAUGCAAGAUAAAUGAAAUUUUGUUAGUUUUGAUCACUUGGGAGGUUGUUUUAUUCUAGGGUGAAAAAAGAUUCAUGAUUUUUUUUCUGAACCAAGUAGCAUAUCAGGUAGGAAGGUGAAUGCUCUAUUGAAUAUUGAUAACAAUAUGGGAAAAAAUUACUAUGGAUUGGUUUCGGGAAAAAGAAUCUGUCUAUAUGGAUUGUUAGGCUUGGAUCAAUAUGCCAUGCAUGACUUGAUUUGUCUUAACAUCUCUUUAGAAGAAACAUUAUCAGAUAAAGAGAGUCCAUUGGUUGUCAUUUCGUAAUCAUAAGAGUCCAUUAAAUUUGUGGCCAACAUCUUUUUUUUGGAAUUUUCUAUUUAGAUGAAUGUGGAGAUUUUGUAAUACUAUACGAGUGUAGCAAGUCUUGAGUACAUAUAUGCUAAAUGGCAUAACAUACAUUUUCAGUUUUCUGUAGUAAUUUGGCUCAGUGUGGAACGGAAUCAACGGAUUAUACUCAUAAUUAUCAUCUACCAUUGUCAUAUCCUUACUGAGGAUUUCUCGCUCAGAUUUCGGAUCGAGAAGGGGAUACUUGGGGAAGAAGAAGAAACCAGAGAGAUAGGAGAUGGCUAUGGGGCUCAAAUUUUCGAAAUUUGUUGGUUCCUGCGGUUAUGCCUCAAGGAUAUUAAUUUCAGAUGGCUGAAGUGUUUUGUUUGACAGAGAAUGUGCUUCAGUAUUAGAAUUGCAAUGGACCAAAUUGUUGUCCAAGGCCUGGAUUCAAAACAUGUAGUUGUAAUGCUAAUCAAUCAUCAUCAUUGCUUAUCAGUCAUAAUCAAUUCCUACUUUUUUUAACUUUCUCCUUUUUGGAAAAAGCGGAAGCAUUAUCAGUCAACUGAAAAGAGUAUGUUAUAAGUACAAUGAAAUCUGGGAAAAGAACUAUGGUAAUUCUUUCUCUUCUAUUUGACCGUCAUACAAUCUAAUUCGCAACAAAUUGGAGGAAAGUAAUUUAUUUUUCCCUACAUUUAUUUCUAUAAGCAAGAAUUUCACACACUUUUCCCCUUCCCAAACCCUAGAGUUCGAGGCACUGAUCCCCAAGCCAAGGAGCCGAUGCCGCCAGGAGGAGGAGGCGAGCAUGGCUGCACGGGGCAGCACCAUCCAUUGGCGACCGGUCGCCGUGACGAGGGCGCUUCGUCCUAUCCUAUGCCGCCGCCUCCCCUCAUUGUUCCCGUAGCUUCUGAGAAGAAGAAGAAGAAGAAGAAGCAGGAGCAGGAGCAGGAGCAGGAGCACGAGAAACACCCUGCUGGGAGCCUUCCUGAGGGCCCCCUUGUCGAGAUCCUAUCCCGGGUGCCCUACAAGUCACUGUGCCGCUUCAAGUGUGUGUCCAAACCGUGGCUUGCCCUCUGCUCUGACCCCGACAUCCGCAAGAGGUCACCCAAGACCAUGGUAGAUUUCUUCCUCCGCAACUAUGGCAUCGGCCCCUGUUUCAUUAACUUGUCUGGAAGAGGCCAGCCCCUGGUCGACCCUUCUCUCUCUUUCUUGCGUGAGAGCUUUACACUUCUCAUCCCCCAGCAGUGCUGCGGUGGCCUUGUUCUCUGCAAAUACUGGGAAUCGCGUUAUGUUGAGGAAUAUGAGUACAAUCUUGUCGUGUGCAAUCCUGCGACCAAGAAGUGGGCCGAGCUGCCUCCUAAUCCUAUACAAUUGCAAGACGAAGACGAAGAUGAAGUCGAAGAAUAUUUGUGUUUUGAUCCAGCCGUCCCCUCCAGUUUCGUGGUACUCACACACACUUGGGAUUUCACAGAAGUGGCAAUCUACUCAUCAGACACUGGACGAUGGACUACGGUGGAGAGUGGUUGGACUGAUGAGGCUCCUGUUGGUCUUCCUGUCUUCCUGAAUGGUACUUUACAUUUGAUGACCCCUGAAUAUUCAAUAGUCACAGUAGACACAGAGGGGAAGGUUUGGGGGCAAAUUGAUAUUCCAGGCAACAUGCGAGACAGCUCUGAUUAUCCGUUCAUUGGACAGUCUCAGGGACGAUUGUAUGCUUGGUGUAUAAAUGAUAAUAUUGAUGUUUGCCAACUUUCAGUUUGGGCUCUUGAGGAUUAUGGUGGUGCAAAGUGGGCCUUGAAGGAUACUGUUAACAUUUCAGAACUGUUUGGAAGGAAUUGUUGCAAAUAUGUGGAGCCCUUAGCAAUUCAUCCAGAUUGUGAUUUGAUUUUCCUUGCUGACCGGAGGGGGAAGGCUAUCUCAUAUGAUAUGGACAGCAAGAAAGUGCAUGUUAUCGGCACUUACAAAACAUUCGUUGGUGCUGUACCUUAUGUUCCAUGUUUUGCGGAAUGGCCGUCAGAUGGUCACUGACCUUGCUGGAACUAUAUUGUCUUCAUAAAUUUAGCCAUGGAGAAUAUGCAACACCUAGCAACACCUUCCAGUAGCUAAUGCUUACUUGUAUGAAUGAGUCUAGGUAUUUGAUGUAUCGGCUGCAUCUAGUGCUAAUCAUUAUGGUCACCUGUUAGCUCUUGGUGUGGGGUAACUGUGAGGGUAUAUUAUCUAUGUUUGAAAUUGGUUGGAUUUUCACCUCUUUAUUUUUCGUUUAAGACUGGAGAUGCUUAUCUCUUGUUGCAAGUACAUUUAUCUUUUAUGGACAACUUGUUAUCCAUCAGUUCUGAAUAUUGA